This is a messenger RNA of Pollicipes pollicipes, 2072 nucleotides long. RefSeq lists its product as uncharacterized. Lineage: Eukaryota; Metazoa; Arthropoda; Thecostraca; Pollicipedomorpha; Pollicipedidae. The record is from RefSeq and is a predicted model, not a curated record. Gene Ontology annotation, molecular function: protein binding. The coding region runs from base 312 to 2072 and encodes 586 amino acids. The transcript has 11 exons.
CGUGACGACCUGUGCUCGAUCGCCGCCGCGUGCACCUGCUCCCGUGAUAAGUGCUGACCGCCGGCUGGUAAUUGGUGCCGUGUUCCACCGCCGGCUGGUAGCCACCAGAGAUACGGCGCGCCGCCGGUGGGGCGGCGAUGUGUCGUGACCGGGCCGCCGUCGGCUGAGGCGCGCGAGCGGUCGCUGCGGGCACCGAGUGACCUGACCCCGCCGGGUCACGCCCUGUCGGCGGCUGCGCAGUGGGAGCGCGCCGGGCGCGACCGGACGCGAGUGAUGCACUGUUGGAAGUGACCCCGCCGCCGUCCCCACCCAUGAACACCAUGGCCAGACUGGCGCAGCCCGAGGACUACGGCGGCUCGCUGUACGACUACGACGACGGGAGCAUCGGCGGUUAUGAUCUGGUGGAUGCGGACCGAGCUUCGCUGGGUCCCCACCAGGUGACACUGCUGCGCCGCUCUCAGGCCGACAGCUUCGGCUUCACUUUACGCCACUUCAUAGCCUACCCGUCGGACGACUUCGAACAGACGGGCGAGGAGCAGAGCGAGCCACUGGACACCAUCUUCGUGAGCGGUGUGGUGGAGGGCGGCCCAGGCCACCUGGCCGGCCUCCAGAUCGGCGACCGCGUGCUGAACGUGAACGGCCUGCCGGUGUCGCGGCUCCGCUACGCGGACGUGGUGCGCGAGGUGCAGGCCAGCGGCAGCACACUCUGUCUACAGGUGGAGCCGCGAGACAACGAUGAGCUGCAGCUGGCGUUCGGCGAGACGGCCCAUCACCCCGUGUCGAACCUGAACAUGAAGCCGACGUUCUCGCACCUGCCGCGGCCGCAGCCGUACCGGCCGGCCGGGGGCGCCGCGCUCGGCCUCGGUCAGCAGGCGGCGGUGGCGGCGGCGGCGCCGCACGUGCCGCUGGGCGCGGCCGAGGACAGCGCCAGCCUGGCCGGCGACCGGGCGCCGGGUGCGGCGGCGCGCCGGCCCUCCACGCUCUCCACGCUGUCGCUGCAGAUGCCGCCGACGUGUGGCCCCACCGAGCCCGUCAACACCAACGACCCCGUGUACUCACGCAUCCGAAAGGCGGUGGAGACGAAGGCUGAGUUCCUGAGCCGGCCGGCGCAGCCCGUCUGGCAGCCACAGCAACCGCAGACGCCCGUCGUGCGCGAGUACCACGUGAACCCGGCGCGCUUUUCCGCGGCCGCCGUGGCCGCCGGCCGCGCCCUGACCGGCUCGCUUUCGCUCAGCUCGAGCGCCGACAGCCUCGCCUCGCAGGCGGGCGGCGUACCGAACGCCACGGCGCGGCCGUACCGGGCCGCCUCGACCGAACCGGGCCUGCCGUCGCCCGAGUACGUGCAGUACGACGCCGUGACGCAGGUGCCGCGCGCCAAGGUGCCGCCGCCCGACCACAAGACGCACAUCGUGUCGAAGCGCGCGCGCCAGUUCGAGACGGGGCACGUCGACAACGACACGUACUCCGGCCGUCGCCGACUGCAGAGUGUCAUGUCCGACCCCGAGCUGGACCUGACGCUGCUGGAGCGGGCGCGCGAACACGAGGAGCAGUACCGCCGCCACCGCUACCGCCGCUCGCACAGCGACGCCGGCAACUACGUCACCAACCUGGCCGUGCUGCUCAAACACUCGGGGUCGGAGGACGCGCCGGUCCGGCCGCCCCGCAGCGGCAACAGGAUGGUGAUCGUGGGCGGGCCGCGGCUGCACGCCGAACCCCUGCACGAGAGCAUGUACCGCGCCACGGACCGUCGGGGCGCAGAGGUGGGGCCGAAGCAGCCGCUGCGGGGCCGCUCGGACUCGACCGACUCCCAGGGGCUCGGCUGGCCGUUCGUCAUCGACACGGGCCGGCCGCUCUCCAAGAUCUCCGAGGCCGAGCUGGAGCCGUCGCCCGAGAACGACCGCAAACGCAACAGCGCCGAGCUCAUAGUCGCCCAGGUGGAGAAGAAGCCGAAGGAGUCACCGCCGGCCGCCCCCCAGGUGGCCAUGCGGAGUCGACACCAGCACCGCGCGCUCCGACAGCCCUCCUAUAUCGCGGCCGUGAAGACCCCCACCCCCGAGGCCCAGGCCAAGUAA